This is a messenger RNA of Drosophila obscura, 2886 nucleotides long. It is a transcript of the gene Bap111, whose product is annotated as formin-like protein 5. The transcript has a single exon. Lineage: Eukaryota; Metazoa; Arthropoda; Insecta; Diptera; Drosophilidae. Gene Ontology annotation, biological process: negative regulation of DNA-templated transcription. Gene Ontology annotation, molecular function: nucleosomal DNA binding; nuclear receptor binding. Gene Ontology annotation, cellular component: SWI/SNF complex. The record is from RefSeq and is a predicted model, not a curated record. Bases 132 to 2537 code for a protein of 801 amino acids.
ACACCGACGCAAACCAGAGAAAAAUGGCGUCCGCAUGAAAAUUUUUCUGUUGUUGUCGAUGAAAUAACCAUUGAAUCGUGUAUUGGUCUAGAUGCAAUUGCCCUUAAAUAAAACUAAAACAUUGUGAAUGAAUGAUAAUGGCGUUGCCGAGCAACUACAAGCAGAUAGCAGUGGGUGCGCCAACGGGGCCCGGGCCGGUGACACCGCUCCAAGGCGGCAGCCGGUCUCGUUCGUCUGGCGGCGGUGGCGGUGGGGACCGGAACAAGGACCAAACGCCCAUCUUUACCCACAGCAACUAUGGUAAUCCGGCCUUCACACCACAGAAGGUGACGAAAUCAUCGAGCAGCAAGAACCAGAACGAAUCACGCCUGCCCAAGCCACCGAAGCCGCCAGAAAAGCCCAUACUGCCCUACAUGCGGUACUCAAAGCGAGUGUGGGACAUGGUGAAGGCCCAGAACCCGGAGCUGAAGCUGUGGGAGCUGGGCAAAAAGAUCGGCGCCAUGUGGAAGCUGCUCAGCGAUGAGGAGAAAACGGAAUUCAUCGACGAGUACGAGGCGGAGAAGGUGGAGUACGAGAAGGCGCUCAAGGCAUACCACCAGACGCCCGCCUAUCAGUCGUACAUGUCCGCCAAGAGCAAGUUCAAAUCGGAUGUGGAUAUGCACGAGACGCCGUCCCGAGGCGGUGGCAGCAAAUCCCACGAGCGUCGCAUCGACAUACAGCCGGCGGAGGACGAAGAUGACCUGGAUGAGGGCUACACGGCCAAGCAUAUGGCGUAUGCUCGGUAUCUGCGCAAUCAUCGCCUGAUCAAUGAGAUCUUCUCGGAGGCUGUGGUGCCGGAUGUCCGAUCCGUGGUCACCACCACCCGGAUGCAGGUGCUCAAGCGGCAGGUGAGCUCCCUGACGAUGCACCAGACCAAACUGGAGGCGGAGCUGCAGCAAAUGGAGGAGAAGUUCGAGGCCAAGAAGCAGCGCAUGGUGGAGUCCAGUGAGGCCUUCCAAGAGGAGCUGAAGCGGCAUUGCAAGCCCGCUGUCGAUGACGACACCUUCCAGAAGAUGGUGCACCGCAUGUACGAGGACAUCAAGCGUGAUCGUCAGCGGCUAGACGAGCCCAGCAAUGCCAACAAUAGCUCCACGACCGGCCCCGUCUCGGCAUCCGUUGCUGGUGGUCCCACUGUGGCCAGUAGGAACGAGGAGGCCUCCAAACAGCAGCAGCCACCGACGCAGCCCGGCCAACCGUCUGCAACGCCUGCGCCAGCACAAGACGCGCUACCGGGAGCAUUGACACCAGCGAAAGAAACGCCAGCGACGCCGGUGACGGUCAAGCCGCCACAGCCUAAUCCAGUGCCAAUACCAGCACCUGCGGCGCCGGUGGUGCAUGUCCAUGAAACUGCAAGCAAGACGGAUCCGGAGCCCAUGGAUAUUGAGCCACCGCCAAAGCCCUCAGUUCCUCCGCCACCCAUCAAGCCAGAAAAGCUGGAAAUGGCCGCUGCACUGCCACCACAGUCGACGGUGACGAUAGGAGAACCGCCCAAGGAUGUGCUGAAGGUGCUGCCACCCACUAAGGUGCCAACGCCGACGCCCGUGCCAACUCCCACACCGCCACCGCCGAUGGCUGUUAGCGAGGUGACAGGAGCUAACCCUAGUGCACCGGGAUCUGUUCCAGCGGCAGCGACGACGCCAACGCCACCGCCACCAAAUGUACAGCAGCAGCAGACACCACUGCCGCCACAGCAACAACAGCAGCAGCAGCAGCAGGCACCACCACAACAACAGCAGCAGCAGCAGCAACAACAGCAAGUGGCCCCUCCCCCAGGAAUGCCGCAGAUGCAUCCACAUCCUGGCCAUCCGCCACCGGGCCAUCCGCACAUGCCACCGCAUAUGACGCCGCAUCAGCCGCCGCCAGGAAUGCCGGGUCUGCCGCCGCCGCCACCACACACGGGUUAUGCCAACUAUGGGGGACCGCCGCACGGUCCACCACCGCCGGGCGGUCCAACACGGUCGCCGUACUACCAGCCUCAGUACGGUGGCCAUCCCACGCCGCAGCCCUACUAUGCACCCUUCUCCCCCUAUCAGCAAUCUUACGGACCACCGCCCGGCUCACACUACAUGUCGCCGCGUCCACCGCCCCAGCACAAUGGGAAUCCGGGUCCGGGCGUGCACUAUGCACCCGAGCACGGCAAUAACCCACCUCCGCCACCACAGCAACAACAGCAGCAACAACAACAACAACAACAGCAGCAGCAGCAGCAACAACCACCUCCGGGACAUCUGCACGAGCCGAGCGGAGCAGCAGUCGCCGGAGUCGGAGCCGGUGUGGGUGUGGGCGUCUACGGCCAGCAACCUCAGCCACCUCAGCAAGCAGCACCUCCCAGCGGCGGAGUCGGAGCAGGAGCAGCGACGACACCAAGCGGACCACCACCAGCAGCACCCGGAGCGGCAACUGGCGAGAAUGCGGCCCCGACACCCGUAACAGCGGUGGCACCACCACCCGGCAGCAAGCACGGAGUAGAUGCGGAAAAGCAGGAGACGGCAGACUAACUGGGACUUUUACCUCCCCCCAUACCCAUACCCAUACCCAUGGCUAGGUGCAUCUCAAUCAGAUCCUAGUUGUAGUUUUUAAAUUAUUAUUGAUACAUCUCUUUUUUAUACGUGACGUCCUCCCCCUCGCCCCCGUGUUGUAACAUAGCUCCCGCCCGUCCCGUACACCAGAGGUUGCCUCCUCCCCUAACAUUGAUCCCUUGAUUGAUAUCUUGAUAUAUCUCCAUCCCCGCCCCCUCUGCGAUCAAGUGGGACGACAAAACAUUUUCAUUAUGUAAUAAGUUGAAUACUUAUAUCUCCCCUACCCCUCUUUUUUUGUCUGCUCUAAAUAAAUAUUACUUUGUAAGUC